AUGGAAAGCGACUCUCAAUCUUCCAGUCUUCUGGAGAAGAGAGACAGAUCAUCUUUCUAUGCGCCUCGUGAGGUGCCUCUGAUGGUACAGUCGAUGAUUGUUAUUGGUCUAUGGGCUAGUGGCGAGCAGGCCUCGCAAUCAGCUGCAAAGGAUCUUCACAAUAAACUUGACGCGGCUAUUCGAGAGCAGACGGAAAAAUGGGAUGCUUCAGAUUAUGAGGUUUCUAGCAGUUGUCGCUGGCCAUUGGCGACAUUCCAAGCAAUCCUAUUGCAUAUUAUAUUCUCUUGCAUGGUAGAAAGUCAGCAUAAUUCUGAUUUCGAGCUCAAAGUCUCCGUCACCCCGAAGACCACCGAAUUAUUUGCCGCGCUUGUCCGAAGUUGCCGAAAGCUUGGCCUAUUUUACUACCCCAAUAUCCUCGCUCAAUAUCGAGAUACUGGCGACGAAGCGUUGGCCUUGUUAUUUAUUGAAGAAACAAAGCGAUUUAAUCUGUCAUUGUACAAACUUGGCAGGAAAUUGAGUCUUACAAGCGUCGGCACGCAUACCUUGGAUUGGCGGGUUACUACAAAUGAUCUCCAAUUUCCAAUGCCAAAAGGCCGUAUUCUCUGGGAUGCUGCCACUAGAAGUGAAUGGGAUCGUGCAGUACCAGUUGGAUCGAUCGGACCUGAGCUCAAUGAAACCGUCGAGAACACGUGGAUGUCAAGGUCUGCCGAGUUAUUGGAGUAUAUUUAA
Molecule: messenger RNA, 729 nt
Organism: Penicillium cosmopolitanum
Lineage: Eukaryota; Fungi; Ascomycota; Eurotiomycetes; Eurotiales; Aspergillaceae
Exons: 3
Coding region: 1-729 (242 amino acids)
Source: RefSeq, a predicted model, not a curated record